CAUAAACAAAAAAAUUUGACUACUUUAAUUGGAGUUGAUGAAGAAGUUUUAAAUGAAAUUUCUGAGAUAUAUUUAUUAAAAUUGUCUCGUUUAUUUAUUGAAUUUACAUUUGAAGAAGUAAAUUUGGAUGGUGUCUCUAGAUGUAAGAAUCUUCAACAUUUGAUGAUUGAUGCAAAAUUUGAUCAAACUGAUUUUAAAAUAUGGAAGAACUUCUUUUCUAAUACUCAAAUGAAUGAUUUAGAGACUUUUAUCCUUCUUUGUAACACAUCAAUUAUUUAUGAAGUGCCUCCAUUUAUACGAACAACUCAUAAUAAUCUUCGCGUGUUUCAUUGUUUUAUUACUAAAGAUUAUCAAUUGAUAAACCACGAAAAUAUUAGAAUUUUAUUUGAAACAAUUGCGACAUCUUGUUAUAAUUUAUUGUCUUUUCUUUUCACAAUUUAUUCUGAGGAAAUUAUAAAUGAUUUAAAAAUUAUUCUAAUAUCAUGUGAAAAAUUACAAGAAUUAAUUCUACAUUGUGAAGGUUUCCGGACUUGUGGUCAUCUUUCCAUACUUGGAAAAAUAAUUCCUUCUAAUUUAAAGAUCUUAAAUAUUAAUAAUAUGAUAUAUUGUAAGAAUGAUUUACAUAAUCUACUAACGGGAUGCUAUGAGAAUGGAAUAAGAAAUUUGGUAUUGGAUCUUACUGACACUGAAUUUGGAGGUAACUAUUCAAGCUUAUUAGAAAUAUUAGAAUUGUUUAUAGGCAAUGGGACUUUAUUAAAAGGGAAUCUUCCUUGAAUGAUAUUCUCUUAGAAAAAGGCAAGAUGGAAGGCGCAGGAACAUAUAAAUAUGGAGGUAAAGACGAAAUAUUUUAGUUAAUUUGCAAUAAUUCAAGGCUUCAAGCUUCUAUUCUCUUUUGUACUGUCCAAAAUCUCUCAGAAAUGUUGUCAAUAUUUUGUUAACAAUCUAAUCAGAAAGACUUGCGGAAUAUUUUAUUGUCAGCUAAUAUAUAAAGAUAAAAUCUUAAUUAUACUAUAGAGAUGAAAUUUAUGCUGUUAAGGAUACAGUAAGUGG
Messenger RNA from Rhizophagus irregularis DAOM 181602=DAOM 197198, 1050 nucleotides. The record is from RefSeq and is a predicted model, not a curated record. NCBI's taxonomy places the organism in Eukaryota, Fungi, Glomeromycota, Glomeromycetes, Glomerales, Glomeraceae.